AUGUCGUGGUCUCUUGCAGCAGCAGCAGCAGCUCUCCCGAUCCUCUCGCUGCUUGUCGCGUGCGCGCGCGGCGCCGACGACUACACGGCGUUCGUGUACGCCGGGUGCUCGCAGGCGCGGUACGACGCCGGGACGCAGUACGCGGCGGACGUGGGCACCGUGCUCUCGGCCCUCAGCGACAGCGCCGGCUCCAGCACCUAUGCAACCUACAAACCCCCGUCCGGCGCCGCGACUGGCCUGGUCGGCCUCUACCAGUGCCGCUCCGACCUCCCCACCGCCGUCUGCGGGGUGUGCGUGAAGGCGUCCGUCUCCAAGCUCUCUUCCCUCUGCAACUCGGCCGUCGGCGGCGCGGUGCAGCUGCGCGCGUGCUUCCUCCGCUACGGGAACGACUCGUUCGUCGGGAAGCAGGACACGACGGUGCUGUUCAAGAAGUGCGGCGGUGAGGGCGACGGCGCAGACGCCAGCGUCGCGGCGCUGCGCGAUGGGGCGCUCGGCGCGCUCCCGGCCGCGUCGUCCCCGGCCGGCGAGGGCUCGUUCCGUGCCGGGGCGUCCGGGUACGUGCAGGCCAUGUCGCAGUGCGUGGGAGACCUCGAUGACAAGGCGUGCACAGACUGCGUCUCCGCCGCGGCGGGGCAGCUCAAGGUCGGCUGCAACAACGCCCCCGCCGGAGAGGUCUACCUUGGCAAGUGCUACGCGCGCUUCUGGUCAAAUGCAGGCACCGGCGGCGCCCCCGGUGGAGGUGGCAGUGGCGUCAUCGGCGGCGGUGGCAACGGAGGCAUCGUGGGUGACGGCGGCGGCGCCGUACCAGGCACAGGCGGAUAUGGGUUCGUGCCUCGUACGUACAACGACGGCCAAGGUAAGCAUCAUGGAUCUGAAAAGAAUGUCGCCAUCAUCAUCGGCGUUGUGGCGGCUAUCGCCAUUGUGGUUGUCUUCGCAGUCUUUCUCAGAAGAUCUCGCGCAGCGAAUGGCAAAAUCUAAGGCUAGGGGUAAUUCGAUGGUCACCAACUAAGCUCAGAUUGGAAUUGGAUCGGUUGGUGACUUUUGGUUUCGGCGUUGCUUUGUAUCUCUCGUGCUCGACUUUUCAUCUUUUAGGGUCUCUUUUGUCGUGUCAUCAUAGGGCCAAAAAAACAAAGAGAACCCAUGCUGCGAUGACCGAAGGUGCAGGGUUGCCACUGUGCCGAAGUAGGGAGCCAAAGAUUCCACUUGCAUGC
Messenger RNA from Lolium rigidum, 1211 nucleotides. RefSeq names its product plasmodesmata-located protein 6-like. The transcript has 3 exons. Bases 1 to 978 code for a protein of 325 amino acids. NCBI's taxonomy places the organism in Eukaryota, Viridiplantae, Streptophyta, Magnoliopsida, Poales, Poaceae. Gene Ontology annotation, cellular component: plasmodesma. The record is from RefSeq and is a predicted model, not a curated record.